UGCUGCAACACCUUGAAGCAGUCUACACUACAUUACACUCUUCACACACACAGAGAGCUUUUCUAAGGAACAACAUACCACUGGAACACAAAACACAACUGGAUUAUAUCGUAUUGAUUCUUUGUAACAGCAUAUAUCAUAAGGUAUCAUGUCUAUCACCGUGUAUUUCAGCAGUGUGAGCGGUUCCAGAGAGCUGAAGCAGCAGCAGAGCCAGAUCUUCUCCUUCCUGGACUCUAAGAAGAUCAAGUACCAGGCGGUGGACAUCACCCAGGGGUCAGAGGUCAAAGAGGAGAUGAGGAAGAAGACAGGAAACCCUACUGCUCUGCCUCCACAGGUCUUCAACAGGGACGUCUACUGCGGGGACUUCUCUGUGUUUUAUGAGGCGGUGGAGGCUGGAAAAGCAGAGGCCUUCUUUAAGCUGUAACAGCUGUAACCGAGAGAGGAAGAUCACCUGCCAGAAGACUCUCCCCUCCACUCUCAGCAUAAUGAUGAUGCCAUGGGGAAAUUAGCUUUUCAAAAAAAAAUGCAGUGCCUUCAAAAAAUAUUCACACCCAUUGACUUAUUCCCCAUUUUGUUGUGUUACAGCCUGAAUUCAAAAUGGGUUGAAAUGUUUGC
Molecule: messenger RNA, 615 nt
Organism: Coregonus clupeaformis (lake whitefish)
Lineage: Eukaryota; Metazoa; Chordata; Actinopteri; Salmoniformes; Salmonidae
Exons: 3
Coding region: 149-424 (91 amino acids)
Cellular component (GO): cytoplasm
Source: RefSeq, a predicted model, not a curated record